Molecule: messenger RNA, 594 nt
Organism: Phialemonium atrogriseum
Lineage: Eukaryota; Fungi; Ascomycota; Sordariomycetes; Cephalothecales; Cephalothecaceae
Exons: 1
Coding region: 1-594 (197 amino acids)
Source: RefSeq, a predicted model, not a curated record
AUGCCACCUUCGUCUAGCAAUGCGGCUGGCCAAAGCCGCACGGCAAGAGGGGGCGUGGCAGCUUCUGCCGCUCGAGAUAAGCAAGGGAUUGAGGCGCUGAAGAAGGAGCGGGAUCAGCUCAGGGCAUCUCUGGCUACGCGUGACCAGGAACUCAACAGAUUGACAAAGAAGAGGGAUGACCUGAAGGAGUUGCUUACUACGAAGGGCCGGGAACUUGACGAAACACGGCAGGAUAAAGAUGACCUGAAGACCUCGCUGACCACUCGCGGCCGGGAACUCGACAAGGUGAAGAAGGAAAAGGAUAAGCUGACAGCUGAACUGGCGGCCAAUAAAGCAGAGUUGGACAAGUGUAGAGAGGAGCGGGACGGUCUGAGGGCGUCGCUUGAUACUGAAAAACAGGCGCGCCUUGAGAUACAGAGCUUUCUGGGUACGAACAGAAUGAAGCAAAUCGUAGGGGGGAUGAAGGAAUUCGUGGGGAUGUUUGAGGAAAAACAUAGCAUCUUCGCUGAAGCGUCCACCAAUCUCGAGUCGCGCAAAAAGAGACGCAGGACGGCCGCUCAGGGCAGAGAAGAGGAGAAUAUGGACGAGGACUAG